Actinia tenebrosa (Australian red waratah sea anemone) is the source of this 419-nucleotide messenger RNA. Its product is annotated as BTB and MATH domain-containing protein 38-like. The record is from RefSeq and is a predicted model, not a curated record. Gene Ontology annotation, molecular function: protein binding. Lineage: Eukaryota; Metazoa; Cnidaria; Anthozoa; Actiniaria; Actiniidae.
GGUUUUCAUCUUCUGAUAUCCAGUGCUUUCUAUACAAAAAAAAAUCAUCUUAUUCCAGCGAUCCAGAAAGUCAAGGAACUAUGGAAUUAAGCAAUAUAAUGGCUUCAGAAGACAAUGUAACUGUUUCAUCACCAGCUUCAAUCGAACAUGAGUUUUCGAGCCCCUGGGAUGACAGUGACCUCAUUCUUGUUGUCGAGGAUCAACAACUCCACGUUCAUCGGUUCAUACUCAAGAUGGCGUCACCAGUGUUCAAAGCCAUGCUGUCAUCUGAUUUCAAAGAGAAAAAGGAUGCUAAAAUCCCAUUACCAGGGAAGAAGGCUGAUGACUUUGUUGUCCUUCUGCAACAGAUUUAUCCCCAGUCCAACCGAAAUUCCAUCACACUGGCCAACGUGGAACACAUCUACGAACUCGCAGCAGCA